AUGGUCACCCGCAAUCCGCACAUCCCAUCAUGGGAUGAUGUCGUCAAGCAGGAGGCAGCCUGGCUCGAUGGUAGCCCAACAGAGAGAGCUCGUAUCGCAUUUCUUGCCGCCGCAUGCCUGUCCACCAAGCUGCGCUCCCUGCAGCCUGCAGCUACAGCACCUGAGCAGCCAUUUACUCCAGGCCGAUCAGAUGACAUCGCUGACCUGCCCGCUAUGACCAUGCAUGCUGCGACAAAGCUGCAAGAACAGCUGCGCCAGGAGACCAGUCCAGACGUCUUGACAGGCCUCAUGAGACUGGCCCAGGCAGUGGCAGACUCACUCCUGUACAUGCUCAGCCGCUGCAAGCAGGAUGCUCGUGGCCAGCCAAAUGGUGCUCAUCUGAAGCACAUCCCAGCGCAGUUGAUGGGUCAAGCAUCACUGAUCAAGGUGUCAGAUGUCGCCAGCUGUGCCCAGCAGUUGUUUGCUGCAGCAGAGGGAGCAAGUAGCUUGCACCAGCACAGUGCAUUGCUGGGCCAGCUGGCGCAGUCAUUCUGCCAAGUGGCGGCGGCCGCGCAUUCUCGGGCCGGGGAGCAGCUGCCCAGAAGCUUCUCCGUCACGGCUGCGGCAGCGCUCCAGAAGCUGCUGGCGCAUGCACUAGAGGUCCUGAGCCAGCCGCCCAAGGAAAUUUUCUCAAACAUUGGCGGGGCGCCCGAGGCCGCCAGUGAGGACAUACAGGGGGCAGCGGAGCGAUGGCAGCAUGACUCAGCGGCGCUGCUGAGAGUGGUGACAGAGCUGUUGAGCACACUGGCCAGUUUCGGCUCGCUGCGGCUUGCGCAUGCCAGGCAUGGAGAGGAGUCACCGGCGGAUGGCAGAGCAGCUACGGAGCAGGACGCAACUGCCAGAAGCUUCUGGGAUGCCGUGAAGCUGGCUAAUGACAACAGCAAGAACCCACAAGCGCAGGAACGAAACGGGCAUCCCCGCGGUGUGGAUGCUAUCAGCGAGCAGAUGAGCAGUACAGCGAUCGGCAAGAAGACUGGAGGCGAGCAGCCGUACAGCAAACCUGCUUCGAGGAAGCUCCUGAUCGAGGAGCUUGGGACGGGCCAUUCCUCCAAGAGGUUCUCUGCAGGCGACCAGGUGCCAAGCAGGGAGCAGGCAGCGACCCUAGGCAGGGGUGGGGUGAUUAUUGAGGAGAUAGACGAUGACAUCAGCGAGAGCGCCGCCGAUGUCAGCGAGGCAGACAUCCAGGCGCUGACGGCGUCCGAGAUCGCGGGUGUGCUACUUGUCUGCGCCCUGCACAGCAGUGAUCAACGCCUCGAUGCCCCCUGGGCCUCGGCUGGCACAGACUCGGCAGCUGCGUCCACUCUGGAGUGCCUGGCAAGCCACCUCUCUACCGGACGCCAACGCCAGAAGGACACAAGAGGCAUGAAUGGGCAUGGGGCGUCCAGGGACACCCUGGCGAGCCCGGCAGUUCAGGCGCUGAUAGUGCAGCUGCUGCCCGCAGCAAUUUCUCACCUGAGCUCUGUCCUGGUCGAGAGCCCCGAACAGCAGCGGCAGAAGGCGCGAAUGGAAGCAUACACAGGUUCAGGUGUCUUCGAGAGGGCUGUGGCGGCCCAGCAGCUGGCUUGGUGCUUGCGCCGUGUGGGCUACAGGGGUCUGGGGUCAAUUGUCGGUUAUGCCCUGCCCCUCAUCCUGGCAGCUGCAGAUGACACCUCACCUGCCGUGCAGCGGCAAGGGCUCUGGGCUCUGCACCACCUUGCCAAGGAGGCGCUGCCGGCGGACCUGCUGUGGCAGAAGGAAGCUCUGCUGAAGGCGGCCAGGAAGUCACUGGUGAGCUGCGACGAGUCUGUCUGGCCGGCAGCCGCCGCUGCUGCAUGCGCGCUCGCCGUCACCCUCGAAGGGCGGGACAUAUUCGGCGCUGGGUACGAGUGGGUGCUUGGGGAGAUGCUAACUCAGGGCAACAGCUACGCCCACGUGCCAGCGCGCAGGAUAGUCUGGCUGCAGGCCGCUCAGCCGCUGUUGCAGGCGAUGGGUCUGGCGUCUGUGCGUCACUUCUCCCGCCUGCUGCCGCUGCUGCUGGAGUGGCUGCAUGCAACCGAUGUGGACACACGCCUGGCUACCCUGCCAGUGCUGCACACAGUGCUCAAGCACACAUGGCCGCGCCUGCCGGCACAUGCCAGCAUCGUCUGGCAGCAUGUCGCCCAGGAGUUUGCCAGGGAGCUCGACUUUGCUCAUCGAUCAGAUGCAGGAGGGCUGCCAGUGUCUGGAAGUGCGGCCAAGGAGUCAUCUGCAAAUGGGCAGGCCAGCACAAUGCGUGCUGUUGAGGCAUCAACAACGGGACAAAAGGGUCUAGACACAGACAAUAGGCAGGAGCUGAUGGAUUGGCAGCAGCGCAUUGCUGAGGUGCUUUGGUGGGGUGGUGGAGAGCCCUUCAGGGAAGAGGCCAGGUUUGCUGGGAACGCGUAA
This is a messenger RNA of Coccomyxa subellipsoidea C-169, 2442 nucleotides long. RefSeq lists its product as hypothetical. NCBI's taxonomy places the organism in Eukaryota, Viridiplantae, Chlorophyta, Trebouxiophyceae, Coccomyxaceae. The record is from RefSeq and is a predicted model, not a curated record. The transcript is spliced from 9 exons. The coding region runs from base 1 to 2442 and encodes 813 amino acids.